GAUGGAUACUUUUCCAGCGUUUUUCAAUUUGGGAACCCAUCAAUAACCAAUAAAAAUAUCGUUAUAGCGACAUGCGUGAAGUUCCCGAUAACCAGGAAGCUUUCGUAUCCGACUCCACACGAACGAGCAUCCUCAUCGAGAUAAACGAGAGGCUGAACCUCUCCCAACUCCAACAAGGAGAUCCUCAACAAGCUGCCGCAACCAGCAGCACCACCGGCGCCGGCCCCGCAACAACUCCAUUCAGCUUCUCCCUGCCAAACACGACCAAGGACGACGCCAUAGCACAGGAUCUACAUGCUGCAGCCUUCCAUCUCCACGAGAUCUGUGAAAUCAGCGGAGACAGCUAUAAAAUCAUCGAUAACCCCCAACUCAUCCAGCUACCGAAGCUACCACAAGUGCCGGCCUAUCUAGCAAAGGCAUUAAUUACGUCGAGUGCUAGGGAUGUAGAUGCGGCCGUGGCGACGUCCACUUGCCGUUUACUCCUAAUCCGUUUAAUGGAGAAGAGUACGGAUAUCAUAGCGUAUAUCGUAGUGCCACAUUCCGAGUUUGAUGAUGCAGGGGACCCACGCGCGGCGGCGCGCGAGGAGGCAUUUGCGGAAGAGGUAAUGGCGAAUGUGGUGGAGUCGUUUGAGAUUAGGGAUUAUGGACUCUUUUGCUAG
Molecule: messenger RNA, 659 nt
Organism: Histoplasma capsulatum G186AR
Lineage: Eukaryota; Fungi; Ascomycota; Eurotiomycetes; Onygenales; Ajellomycetaceae
Exons: 1
Coding region: 72-659 (195 amino acids)
Biological process (GO): protein import into nucleus
Cellular component (GO): nucleus
Molecular function (GO): guanyl-nucleotide exchange factor activity; small GTPase binding
Source: RefSeq, a predicted model, not a curated record